CAUUUUUUGUUUCUCAAGUAUAAACAGGACAGCUGCUCAGUUUUUGUGCUUCUCCUCUGUAUCUCAUUCUUCCUCCAUAAUUCCACCCCGUCUCUCUCUUAAUCUUCUUCAUCUAUUCAUUCUUCUUUGCCGGCUCUUCUGGUUGGAGCUUCUUCCUUUGUGCCUUGUCCUGCCCCUGGGCUUAAGGGGGCUCAUGAGGAGGCUAGUAGUUGUGCUAUUAGUUUUAGCAGUUGCUAAUGCUGUAGGAGUCGAUGGAGCCAGUUAUGAGAAUUGCAAAUAUGAGAGGAGUUUGAACCAAAGGCCGCACAGUGUUUCUAUAACGGAUUUUGGUGCUGUCGGAGAUGGGGUGACACUAAAUACACUCGCCUUUCAGAAUGCCAUCUUCUAUUUGCGGUCAUUCGCCGACAAGGGCGGCGCUCAACUUUAUGUUCCUAAAGGAAGGUGGCUGACUGGAAGUUUCAACCUCACCAGCCACCUCACCCUCUUUUUGGACAAGGAUGCUGUUAUAAUUGGCACUCAGGAAUCAUCUCAGUGGCCUAUUGUUGAGCCGCUACCUUCAUAUGGCCAAGGCCAGGAUCUUCCAGGUGGAAGGCAUCGUAGCUUGAUAAAUGGGCAAAACUUGACAGAUGUAGUGAUAACAGGUGAUAAUGGAACCAUUGAUGGUCAGGGUUCAGUUUGGUGGGGGUGGCUCCGUUCUCACACAUUAAACUUUAGCCGUCCUCACCUUGUGGAACUUGUGAGUUCCAAUGAUAUUGUGAUUUCAAAUCUGAUAUUUUUGAAUUCCCCUGCUUGGAGCAUUCAUCCAGUAUACUGUGGAAAUGUGGAGGUCCGGAACAUAACGAUCCACACUUCAUCCGAUUCUUCAUUUACCAGUGGUAUAGUUCCAGAUUCAUGCUCAAAUGUAUGCAUUGAGGAUUGCAGCAUUAGUGUCUCACAUGAUGCCAUUUCUCUGAAAAGCGGUUGGGACAACUAUGGAAUCUCUUUUGGAAGACCUUCCUCCAACAUUCACAUCGACAAUGUCCAUCUGCAGACUUCUCUUGGUUCUGCCCUUGCUUUUGGCAGUGAGAUGUCUGGUGGAAUAUCUGACAUACAUGUUCAGCACCUACAUGUCCAUGAUUCUUUCACCGGUAUAAAAUUCAAGACUAUCCGAGGCCGAGGUGGGUUCAUGGAAAACAUAGUCAUAUCGGAUGUGGAGAUGGAAAAUGUUCAGGAGGCUUUUCAAUUCACAGGACAUUGUGGAAGCCACCCUGAUGACCAUUAUGAUCCUGAUGCUCUUCCAGUCAUCAAGCGGAUUACCCUUAAGAAUGUGGUUGGUACAAACAUUUCAAUUGCUGGUGUCCUCUCUGGAAUUGAAGAUGAUCCCUUCACUGCUAUCUGCCUUUCAAAUGUCAACUUUUCUGUCACCUCAGAUCCUUCUGCUUCUUGGGUUUGUUCAUAUGUCUCCGGGUUCUCCGAAUCAGUCUUCCCUCAACCAUGUGCCGAUCUCCAAAUCCCAUACUCAAAUUCUUCUCUCGUGUGCUUCUCGCUUCCAAACUACAGUGCUCUUGCAGCAGCCAAAUGAGAUCUUUUUGCUAUCUUAUCAUUUGCUUCAGUCCCUCUGUACGAUUGAGAGACUUGAGCUUCCAUUACCAUCUUGCCAAUUCUUUUGCCAAUAAAUCCCAAAAAAGUCGGACCAAAGAUUUCCUUUCUAUCACCAUUCAAUUCAUGCUUCUUGGGACUCAAGCAAUUAGUUAUCUUGCACCUUCAAACAGGAAAAAAAAAAGGGUGGGGGGGCCAUCCGAGAUGACAAUGUGCUUGCCUGUACAGCUACAUUUCUUCAUUCAAACUGUAAGAAAAAGUUUUGGUAGUUGUUGGAAUCCAGACAUUGAUUGACACUGUUGCAUUUGCCAUUAAACCAUUAGAAUUUGGUUGAUAUUUGUAUAUUCUAUCCUGUGUGGACAUGAAAAUGAAUUAAAUUAUCUGGGAAUGGGAUAGGAGUGGUUUGUGUAUGCCACAUGGCUUCAUGUUAUUAAAAUAAAUGGGUGGUUGGCUGUUAAAGUUAUAAAAACAGCUUGAUCUAA
This is a messenger RNA of Elaeis guineensis (African oil palm), 2060 nucleotides long. The record is from RefSeq and is a predicted model, not a curated record. NCBI's taxonomy places the organism in Eukaryota, Viridiplantae, Streptophyta, Magnoliopsida, Arecales, Arecaceae.